Molecule: messenger RNA, 2067 nt
Organism: Saccharomycopsis crataegensis
Lineage: Eukaryota; Fungi; Ascomycota; Saccharomycetes; Ascoideales; Saccharomycopsidaceae
Exons: 1
Coding region: 1-2067 (688 amino acids)
Biological process (GO): phospholipid biosynthetic process
Molecular function (GO): glycerone-phosphate O-acyltransferase activity; glycerol-3-phosphate O-acyltransferase activity
Source: RefSeq, a predicted model, not a curated record
AUGAGUUCUGAAGAGAAAGAUAAAAAAAUACUAGCUCAUAUUCCAAAGAUUACCACAAAUGAAGCACCGAUCGAUUAUAGGUCUUUUAGUAUCAAGAACUUGUUUUUCGAUCUUGUAGCUGUAUUUUGUUACCUUAUCACUCAUAUUUUUUUUAGAGAAGUCGAAGUUGUUGGGCUACAGAAUGUUCCAAAGAAGGGACCAGUGAUAUUGGUUUGUGCCCCUCACUCAAACCAGUUCGUUGAUGCCGCUAUUGUCUUUACGCCAAUCAAACAAUUUCUUGGAAGAAACACCAGCGGUAUCAUUGCCGAAAGUUCCUAUAAGCAGCGGUUUAUGGGGAUGUUGGCAAAACUCACAGAUUCUAUUCCUGUUCCAAGGGCUCAAGAUAAUUUGAAAUUAGUUGAAGCUGGUAAGAUCUAUGUGAAUAAUUCCAACAUUGAUGGCGAUUGUUUCACUAUCUUAAAUGGCUUGGGUACAAGUUUCACAAAGUUUGAAGUAUCGGGUAUCAUUGGAUUGCCAAACAGCUUGGGGAACUAUAAAAUCAAAGAAAUUAUUAAUGACGAAGAGUUAAUACUUGCGAGACCUAUCACUAAUCCUAAAGCAAUUAGUUUGUUGGAUAAUGAAGAAGGUGUUGAAUUCAAGUACUGUGAUAAAGUUGAUACUAACAAAACUUUCCAAAAUGUCUUCAAUCAUUUAUAUAGACAAGGAUUAAUUGCCAUUUGGCCAGAAGGCGGCAGUCAUGAUAGAACUGACUUAUUGCCUUUAAAACCCGGCGUGGCAAUAAUGGCCCUUGGAUCUGUUGCAGCUAUUACCAGGGAUAUCGAUCCAGAUGCAACCAUUACAAUUAUACCUACUGGUCAAUAUUACUUUCACCCAAACAAGUUUAGAUCAAGAGCAGUUUUGGAAUUUGGACAGCCGAUUAUGGUUAAUAAAUCGCAUGGUGAUAAAUACAUCGAGGAUCCAAGAGGUGCAGUAGGUGAUCUUUUAAAUACCAUAAAGGAAGCUUUGCAAACUGUUACUAUUACUGCCCCCGAUAGAGAAACUUUGAGAACAAUUCAGGCUAUCAGAAGAUUAUAUAAGACAAACUCUUCAAAGCCAAUGAGCUUGGCUACGGUUAAUGAAACCAACAGACGACUUCUUAUUGGUUGGAAACAUUAUAGAUAUCAGGAGCAAAUUAAAACCUUGUUUAAAUCUGUGCAAGAUUAUAACCAUCUUAUUUUCCAAUUGGGUUUGAAAGAUCAUCAGAUUAAAGAAAGAGAUAUUAACAGUAAUAGAGUUAAUACUCUUAAGGUUAUAGCUAGCAGAAUCUCCAAAUUGGUUGUUUUUGGCACUUUAAGUUUACCUGGUGUUAUCCUAUUUGCUCCUGUUUUCAUUCUUGUGGGGAUUUACUCAAAAAAGAAGCAGUAUCAGGCUUUAAAGAACUCUUCUGUUAAAGUCAAGGCCAUUGAUGUGGUUGCUUCUUGGAAGGUUAUUUCAGCCACAGUCACUGCUCCUACCUUUUAUGUUCUCUACUCGAUCAUAGGAGUUCAUUACAUCAGAUCCUACAAUCUAUUAUUCGGUCUUCAUAAUUAUGUUUUGCUAUUUGUAUCAUGUUAUUUACUUCUAGUAUUCACAACUUAUAGUGCCUAUAGAAUUGGGGAAGCCGGUAUGGAUAUCAUUAAAUCUUUACCUCCAUUGUUUGUGCAGCUCAUUAGCCAAAACUCCAUGAAUAAACUCAGACAAUAUCGAGAAAACUUGUCUAAUAAAGUUACCAAUGUAUGCAAUGAUUUGGGUCCAAAUUUGUUCGACGAUUUUGAUAAGUUUUAUGCUGUUGGUAAAAGCGACUCGGUCAAUGAUAGCAAAAAGGUUUCUAUUAAUAGAGCGUCUAUUAAAAGAAUUCCUUCUCUCAGCAGCUUGUCCAAUAUUAAUUUCUUUUCAUGCGAUGAUCAUUAUGAAACUGACGCUACUGUUGAGACCGAUGAUGAUGAUGCCCAUAGUUUGGGUAGUUCGUUCCAGAAUAUUGAAAAAAGUUCUGUUUUGUUGAACACUGGCUCUGAAUUACAUUCCACUCACAUCGAGAAAAGAGGCUAG